Molecule: messenger RNA, 3741 nt
Organism: Leptopilina heterotoma
Lineage: Eukaryota; Metazoa; Arthropoda; Insecta; Hymenoptera; Figitidae
Exons: 3
Coding region: 1-3741 (1246 amino acids)
Biological process (GO): DNA integration; DNA recombination
Molecular function (GO): DNA binding
Source: RefSeq, a predicted model, not a curated record
AUGAGUUCGAACGAGUCUAUUUCAUCCAGAGAUAAUCGCCGUCACCACAAAAAGCACUCAUCGGGGAAAAAUAAGAGGUUAAAAAAGGAGUCAAAAAGAUCGAAGCGUGGUCGUCGUUCACGCAGAAGUACAUCGUCAUCAAGUGAUUCACGAAGACAAUCGUCAAGCGUAGAACGUCACCAGCGAGGUACGUCGCACAAACAAAAAAUUCGCGACCGAGAGAAACGCGAAUCGGAUCGAGAAUCCAGAUAUGCCGGAGGCUUAGAUCAUGAACGUUACCUGCGAGGAACGUCUUGGUCAAGCACGAGUGCAAAUGGAGACGUAGAGCGUAGUCGGAGAGGCACGUCUCGUUCUCCGAGAAGCCGCUCCAGGUCGAGAAGCAGUCCACGAAGUCCCGGAAAACAAGAUGGCGCUCCAAAUCGAACAGGUGACAAAACACCUCCCUUGGUAACAAGCGAUAACGAGCUUCUGAAAUUGCUGGGAAACGACGCUGACGAUGAAAACAAACUCAGCGCUCCCAUACACGAUUCGAUCGCCACUCUAUGGACAAAACUCUUAGAAUCUGGUCUGUCAAAAGACACAAAACGUGAUUUAAUAAAAAAACACCAGCCACCGGAAAAUUGCCCCACCAUGAGUGCACCUAUACUCAAUCCCGAGUUGAAAUCAAAUAUGACCCCGUCAGCCAUAAAAAAAGAUGAAUACCAAGUGGCUUCUCAAAAACAAUUGGGAGCAGCUAUCAGUGCAACGGGUGGUGUACUCACGACUAUUCUAAACAACAAAAAAUCUGGUAAACAAAUGGAAGCUAAGGAUUUUGCUGAAAUGUUUGAGACAAUGAGUGAUGUGGGCAGAAUUCUCAUCGACCUUCAACACAACCUGUCUUUAACUCGACGAUCAUUUAUUACUCCGUCAUUUAGUUUACGUUUAAAAACCAUCGCCGACGAAACACCCGUAGACACCUUUCUAUUCGGAGCAAAUUUGGCUGAGAAGUUGAAAUCGGCCAAGGAAGUGGAGAAGUCGAGCAAAGACAUUUCGAGACCUGGUUCGUCGAAAGAAACAUCGAGCAAAUACACGAAGUCAUCAGCGCCAAACAUGCCUAAACAUCAUUUAAACUGGAGGGGCCCCCCCAAGAGGAACUACUCGCGCACGAUGAACUGCAUCAAAGGUUAUAAAAUACCAUUUGAUAGCGAACCGUGGCAGUUAACUGCACCUAGUACACCAAAAUUGACAUCAGAGGAGGAAUUUAAUACCUCAAAAGCCAUAUCGGACCUUGAAAAAAUAGAUGCCGUAUGGCGAUGCAAACCAUGUGAUAAUCAAUUCCUCUCACCCUUCUUCCUGAGACAGAAAUCCAGCGGUGAUAAUCGUUUCAUACUCAAUUUAAAAUCCCUGAACAAAUUUAUAACCACGUCACAUUUUAAAAUUGAGGAUAUGAAAACUGCUCUGCGUCUCGUAUAUAGGAAUUGCCAUAUGGCAGUUUUAGAUCUCAAAGACGCAUAUCUCAUGGUCCCUGUCUCUAAAAAUCACAGAAAAUUUCUACGCUUUUCUUUUCUAGGUAUAAUCUACGAAUUUAAAUGCCUGCCAUUUGGUCUUUGCACAGCGCCGUUCACAUUCACAAAGCUGCUCAAGCCUGUCAUCCAAACGCUGAGAAGUCGAGGAAUAAUUCUAGUUGUGUAUCUCGACGAUAUACUCAUAAUCGCCAGCUCCAAGGACGAAUGCAACACACACGUUUCAAUCGUCCAAGAACUCCUUGAAUCCUUGGGCUUCAUAAUCAGCGAAAACAAAAGCCAGGUUAAACCUGCACAACGAUGCACCUUUUUAGGGUUCAUUAUCGAUAGUUCGAAAUUUCGAAUCGAACUGACUGAUAAAAAACGAAACUCCAUUUCUCAACUAGUUGCAAGGUUUCUUGCAACUGACGAUUGUACGAUCGAAAAACUAGCGCAACUUAAUGGCACGCUGGUCGCUGCAUGCCCUGCCAUAAGAUAUGGUUGGUUGCACACUAAAAGGUUGGAGCGCGAAAAAUACCUAGCUUUGAAAAGUUCUGGGAACAAUUACAAAGCUCAUACUACGCUUUCCAAGCUUGCACAAUCAGAUCUAAAAUGGUGGUCAGCGAAAAUCAUAGACUCGUACAAUCCAAUAAGAGAAAUGAAGUUCAAGAAAGAGAUUUUCACAGAUGCAUCGUUGACUGGUUGGGGAGCAUACAGUGAAGGUGAACGAGCAUCUGGCCCUUGGAAUCAAAAUGAAUCCAAACUGCACAUCAAUCAGCUGGAACUCAUUGCAGCUCAUUUGGGCCUAAAGUGUUUUGCCAAGAGAGACCUUGCGUGUGAGAUCCUACUCCGAAUGGAUAACACAACAGCCAUCGCUUACGUGAAUAGAAUGGGGGGGAUUCAGUAUCCGACAUUAACUCAGAUUUCCAGAGACAUCUGGAACUGGUGUGAAGAACGAGAACUGUGGGUCUACGCCUCUUAUAUACCCUCAAAGGAAAAUAAAGAGGCGGACGAAGGAUCUCGACUUCUUCCACCAGAGACAGAAUGGGAGCUGUCACCCUGGGCUUUCUCAAAGAUCAAAAGAAAUUUCGGGAACUUUGAUCUUGAUCUCUUUGCUUCAAGGGCAAAUACUAAGUGUGAUGUCUACAUUUCUUGGCACAGAGAUCCAGACUCUGCGACUAUAGAUGCGUUCACUGUUGAUUGGGGAAGCUAUUUUUUCUAUGCGUUUCCUCCGUUUUGUGUAUUACUACGAAUCGACUCACCCUCUACACCAGAAUCUUUCCCUGGUAGUAGCUCUACUAUCAGGCAGGCGUUCAUCGUGAGAGGAGCUACCGAAGAAGCAGCUGACGUAAUGAUCCAGUCAAUCACCGAGAGCACGUUGAAACGGUACGCUAAACCGAUUAGACUGUGGUGGGAAUUUUGCCAAAAAGAGAACAUCGAAUUAUUCAAAUAUUCAACUGCCAAUGUAAUGAAAUUCUUCACUGAAGUCCUGAAGGAAUGCAAGUCUUUCAGCGCUGCAAAUAUUUACAGAGCAGCAAUAUCACUCAUAAUGGGCAACGAGCUAGGCAAGGACCCGCAUAUCUCGAGAUAUUUCAAAGGAAUUUCAAAUUCGAAACCGCAGAACUACAAGUACGAUAUAACAUGGGACCCAAAACCAGUUUUAGACCAUCUCUCAUCACAAUAUCCGAAUAAUCAGCUAACGCUUGAAGCACUAACCAAGAAACUGGCAACUUUACUGGCUUUAAUCACUGCGCAACGCAUACAGACGUUGUCCGCAGUCCAGCUGGAGAACAUUGAUAUCAGUAAAGAACCCAUUCGAAUUAAAAUAACUGAGAGGAUCAAAACAUCGGGUAGAAAUAAAAUUCAGCCGCAUCUAGAGAUUCCCACAUUUUCUGGCCAACCGCAACUUUGUGCAGCGUCAGUACUUCGUGCCUAUAUCCGAAAAACAAGAAGGCUAAGGUCAGGAGACCCAACGAAGGGAUAUUUGUUUCUUAGUUAUAAAAAACCACACAAUGCUGCCUCGUCGCAAACCGUGAGCCGUUGGAUACGAGACACUCUUGAGGAAACUGGUGUGGACACCACUAUUUUCUCAGCUCACAGCACCAGGCACGCUGCAACAUCAGCAGCAGCGCGCAAGGGAACGAACAUAGAAAUCAUCCGUCGUGCGGCGGGAUGGACAUCAUCAUCGUCUACAUUCGCAAGAUUCUAUAAUCGACCCCUAGCCGAAUCAUCCACUUUUGCAGCAGCGAUCUUAAAUUAA